AUGCCUUGGAACACUAAAUCCCAUCCCAAAAUGGCUGAGGUAGAACCCUCAGAGAAUUCCAACAGAACCCGAAUCAGACAACCAAUCUCAGUUCCGUUUGUUUGGGAAGAAAAACCAGGAACACCUAAAAAGGACUGGAAACCCAGCACCCAAACAGUUAAUCCAGUUGUACCUCUUCCGGUCAAGCUUGUUGCCUCAAUUCCCUUUGAAUGGGAGGAAAAGCCCGGAACACCACUUCGCCACUUUUCCCAGGCACCACAAGAAGUAGGAAUUCAACUCCAACCAGAAAAACUUAUUGAAUUAGACUCACCUCUGAUAAAAACUACAGAUAGUGGCGAUGAAAAUGGAAGUGAGGAGGAACAAUACAGGAUUUUCAAAUCAGACAUUGAUGGGUAUGGAUUUGAGACCGAUGGAUCCUUCUGCUCAGCUCCUUCUGUGCCAACCAGUUGCCUAGUAUCAAGUCUGGCUGUUUCUAAUGCUGUUCCUAACAGUGGCGAGCUGAAAUCACCUUCUUCGCCAGAUUCUGAAAACAGCUAUGCAACAGGAACAAGCCUAGUAGGGGAAGCUUUCUUGGAGUGUCUAUUUCCGCUGUUAUCAUCACCCCAUACCAGUUUCCUUGAAAAGCAUGGCUGCACAGAAAAGAGCAGUUCAAAUAUUCCAAGGAAAGUCCAGAGUAAAGAUUUCGACCGUGAGAGCAAUUGCAGUGUUGCAGUCAAAAGGUCACUAACACUCGGAGAGCUGCUAAUGAUGAGCAGCAGAAUAAGUUAUCGAAGAAAAGAAGUUCAAAUGCAACUCCCCAUGGAAACUAUGAAGAAUAGAGCAAUUGGACGCUGCAUCUUUAGGAUUAACAGCUGGAUGGGGAUUAGCCACUGGAUUGAAGGAUUGCAGCGGAAGUGGAAGAGGCAGCUGCGACUGAAACUGAUGUAGAAAAAUGCUCCUUCUCCCUUCCACUUCAUAAUCACCCUUCUUGUAGGUUCCCUUCCUGUACCAUGGCUUUGUAAACCGUUGGUUUACUCUUCAGCAAUGUUCUAAAACAAGGAAUUAAUCA
This is a messenger RNA of Rhododendron vialii, 1048 nucleotides long. RefSeq lists its product as uncharacterized. Bases 1 to 927 code for a protein of 308 amino acids. The transcript has 2 exons. Lineage: Eukaryota; Viridiplantae; Streptophyta; Magnoliopsida; Ericales; Ericaceae. The record is from RefSeq and is a predicted model, not a curated record.